This is a messenger RNA of Rotaria sp. Silwood1, 186 nucleotides long. The record is from the annotation of a GenBank genome assembly. Lineage: Eukaryota; Metazoa; Rotifera; Eurotatoria; Philodinida; Philodinidae.
AUGCAAGUUGAUUAUGAAAACUAUCCAUUACGUUCUCCAUCCAGCACCAACAUUCAUCCGAAUGCUCGAUGGCAACAAAAUGGUAUCACUGUGGCUGGAGGAUAUCGACAAGGCAAUGGAAUCAAUCAACUCUCAAACCCAUGGGGUUUGUAUGUUGAUGAUGAUCAAACAAUCUAUGUUGCUGAU